CGAGCCUUCGACACAAACACUACGUUUACUAUGCCACGCAGCGAGCGACGCACCGUAAGGCUUCCCCCGCCACCCUUGGUCGUUGGCUAUGCGAUCUGCGUCCAAUACUUCUACGAUGUCAUCACCCCCUUGCCCGAUUAUCGCAAGAGAUUCGAAGGCCCAGGUCGCCUGGGAUCGAGCCUUGGACCUGACUACUGGCAACAUUGUAUCACCUACGUACGCCAAUGGAAAGGUGUUUCCGGUCCUAUGCGCCUCUUUGAGACACCUGAACCCGAUGUAGACACCAACAAAUUCGAUCACACCUCGCAUAUCUUUAUUCCUGUCCGGACGGUGCUGUACAAGGAUCGACACCGCCAGUGCAACGAGUCUCCCUUCGAUCAGGCCCACCUCGCAGACAUGGUCAGGAGGAUCGACUCGUUGGGAGGCGUGCUCGAUCCAUCGCGAGUGAAAUGGAGACAGUUCAAGCCACGCUCGCGGGCCAACCCCAAGGGGUAUGACUACUCGAUGUAUGCAUCUUGUGGUCUGUUUCCUCCCGUGCGACGUGUUCAGUAUCCACCAUCGACUAUCGAGGAUGUCGAGGUUCUUUAACUUCAACUUCUUCCCGAACAUCUCGUCCCUUCAAUUUCGACGCGCUAUCCAAGAGCCAUUGAUCAUUGGAGGAACUCUGUGAACGCCUGAUCGGCUUACGCUCACUGAUGCGUGGCCUAUUGACGUUCUCAGGAUUGCACUUGGAGCGGAUCUCGAGUAACCGUUGUGCUCCAAUGUGAAUCUGAGAUGGCCUUCCGAUUUCCCUGUGUGCGGACUGGUUUUACUACAUGCAAGCUGGCGGGCAAUGUGUACCUGACCACUGGGUUGACUGUGAACCGAUUGUAUGCUGUACGCUGAACUAGGCAACUUUCUUCCCGCAAUUGACUGGAUGACUCUCGCCUGCAAAUUAUUGCUGCAGUAUGAUGCUGGCCUCGCCAGUGAGUGGUUGUGGGAUAGAGGGCAUCAAGAAACCAUACUAUCUCAUUUACGGGUAAUAUCAAAUGGAGACAAUGGGUGAAUCAGUGAAACAAGAUUUGGGCGCUUCGAUACUGGUUGCUCCAUGGGCGGAUUCAGAGUAUGAGCUCCUCGCCUUGCUGCUGCCUGAGGUUCAGGAGAUCUAUGAGCGAGCUCAUCCAUGUCCUGGAAGUGUGACUCGUCUGUGUCCUGGGAUUGCGGCUCGACCCUGGCUUGAGAAUCUAGCUGAAUGACCACAUCCGAGUCCUGGAUCGAGUUAUGAAUCAUCUCCAAAGUCUGCGCUAUCCCCCCCAAGUCCGCUUUCUCUUCUGCAGUGUAUGGGGGGUGGUAUCUGAUCCAGCUGGUUCAGUAGGUCUAGCGAAGAUGAGCUGAGAUCUCUAAGCCUGGUGCUCCUGCUUGAGGGAUC
Molecule: messenger RNA, 1408 nt
Organism: Mycena citricolor
Lineage: Eukaryota; Fungi; Basidiomycota; Agaricomycetes; Agaricales; Mycenaceae
Source: the annotation of a GenBank genome assembly